This is a messenger RNA of Aspergillus ibericus CBS 121593, 4185 nucleotides long. RefSeq names its product DUF1793-domain-containing protein. The record is from RefSeq and is a predicted model, not a curated record. The coding region runs from base 1 to 4185 and encodes 1394 amino acids. The transcript is spliced from 5 exons. Gene Ontology annotation, biological process: carbohydrate metabolic process. NCBI's taxonomy places the organism in Eukaryota, Fungi, Ascomycota, Eurotiomycetes, Eurotiales, Aspergillaceae.
AUGUAUCUCAACUUCUCGACUAAUAGCCUGAUCAUUGGCUUGCUGGCUACCCUGGUGCUCGCUGCUCCUCCUCGCGAGCAUGACUUCGUCACUCAUCGGCCAGCGCUGCCUCCUUCCUACCCUCUGGCUGUCCGAAGCCCGUAUCUCUCAGCAUGGAUGCCCAGCGAUCAAGUCCGGACGUUGCCCUAUGCCGAACCCCAGUUCUGGGCAGGCCAGAGUCUCACCUGGUCGGUGAUGGCGCGCGUCAAUGGUCAGGCGUACAGUCUGAUGGGCAUCAAGGAUCCCGAUGAGAACAUACGUCCGGCCAUUGUUGAAAGCGCCGAGUAUACGGCGACCCAUUCGAUCUUCACCCUUUCGGCUGGCUCAACGAUUUUCACCUUGGACUUUUUCUCUCCUAUAUCUCCCUCAAGCUAUCUACGACAGUCUCUCCCGUUCAGCUACUUGACCGUGUCUGUAUCGUACGCAGCCUUUAAGAGAAUUGAAAUCUACUCCAGCAUUGACGGUACAUGGACUGGACGGCCGCAAAAUACGACUCGCGAUUUUAUAAUCACCGGCUGUACUCAUGUUUUCUCCCUGGGGGUGGACGAUGCCAUCCCAUUCUCGGAAGACAAUGAUAUGGCCACUUGGGGUGAAGCCGUCUUUGCCUCUCGAUCAGACUCGUUUAGAGUCUCUUUCGCAUCAGGCAAAAGUGAGGAUGUGCGUUCUCAAUUUGUACGGACCGGGAAGCUGGCGGAUAAGAACCCACCCUGGGUUCCCGGGGGAGUUGUGGCAUUGGCGCACGAGUUAGGACCUGUCGACCGGCUACAAUCCGUGACAUUCGCAGUUGGACACGUGCGCGAGGAGUCCAUCAAUUACCUGGGCAAGCCUUACACCGGAUAUUACCGAUACCAACACCCGAAGCCUCAUCACGCGGUCUCCCACUUCCUAAAGGAUUAUCCCGCUGCACACCGGGAGUCCUGGGCCUUGGAUAUGGAAAUGAAAAUUCAGGCCAAUAAAGCGGGGGGUAAGAGGUACGCGGACAUUGUCACUCUGUCCGCUCGUCAGGCCUACGGAGGGAUUGAAGUGACCAUUCCUAACGAUACACUUGACACCACCGACGUUCUGGCGUUCAUCAAAGAGCUUUCCAGUGAUGGAAACCUCAACACGGUAGAUGUUAUCAUGCCCGCAUUUCCACUCUACUAUACUCUAAAUCCAGACUACAUCCGGCUCCUGCUUGAGCCGAUGAUGCGCUACCUGGCUACUGGGCGCUGGCAAAAGCCAUAUGUGAUCCAUGACAUGGGCACGCAUUACCCUAAUGCCACCGGUCAUGACAAUCAGCAGGCCGAGCCAAUGCCCAUUGAAGAAUGUGGCAACCUGUUGGUGCUCGUUCUGGCCUAUGUACGAGCAACGGGUGAUACCCAAUGGGCCGCCCAGUACACGGACCUUUUGCAGGGCUAUGCGGACUAUCUGGUUGACAAUGGCGUCGACAUCACGGAGCAGCUGUCCUCCAACGAUGCGGCUGGCGCUCUAGCCAACGAGACCAAUCUUGCCAUCAAGGCCGCCGUCGGGAUCAAGGCGUUUGGCGAACUCACCGGGCGCGCUGAAUACUCUCGGAUUGGGCAAGCACGCGCGGAUCUUUUCUUUACCCAAGGCCGGGGGACUGACGAAGAAAAGACCCACUUUGUGCUGCAAUAUCCCGACAAGCCUGCCUCUUGGAAGAUCCCUUACAAUCUCUACCCAGAUGUGUUAUUGGAUCUGCAAACCUUCCCCAAGGGGGCAUAUGAAAUGGGGAGCACCUUCUUCAAGUCGGUCCGGGCCGAGUAUGGAGUCCCGUUGGAUAACCGGCAAGACUGGGCCAAGUCGGACUGGAACAUGUGGUUGGCUGGCACCAUGGAUUCCAGCACUCGCGCCGAGUUUGUGGAUGAUCUAUGGACCUUCAUGACCAACGGCAAACACAAUUGGCCGUUCUCCGAUCGCUACGUUGCCACCUCCUCCAAGGGCAACAGCCCGGGGGUGCCUGUCCUGUGUCGAGCUCGGCCAACUGUGGGGGGCCAUUUUGCUCUGAUGGCACUGCAAGGACCCAAGUCACUCCAAAAAGCGCCCCGUCCUCCACACAACUUCGGUCCCCAAGGCUAUCCCCUCCCCAACGGUGCCGUUCCCUCGGGUCCUGUCCCCGGCGCCGCCCCUCUCCUCCCAAACAAUGGUCGAAUCAUUCAGAAUGGACCCGUCAGAGUGCUGUGCAUUGCGGACGUGCGAGGUAAUCUGAAGUCUUUGAAUGAACUGGCCAGGCAGGCCCGUGCAGACCAUAUCAUCCACACCGGUGACUUUGGUUUCUACGAUGACACCUCCCUCGAGCGCAUUGCCGACAAGACCCUCAAGCACGUGGCUCAGUACUCGCCUCUGCUGCCCGAGAACGUGAAGCGAACUAUCGCCCAGACUCCUCCCCAGCAGUCCAUCAAGCAACGGUUCACUCCCGAUCAGCUUCCCCUCUCAGAGCUUCCCAUGUUGCUUGACAAGCGCCUCACUCUCGAUGUGCCUGUCUACACUGUCUGGGGUGCCUGCGAGGAUGUUCGUGUGUUGGAGAAGUUCCGUUCGGGGGAGUACAAGGUUGACAAGCUGCACAUCAUUGAUGAAGCCAACUCGCGACUGCUCGACAUUGGCGGCGUCAAGCUCCGCCUCUUGGGACUGGGAGGAGCCGUGGUUAUGCACAAGCUGUUCGACAAUGGCGAAGGCAAGACCACGAUUGCCGGUGGCCAAGGCACCAUGUGGACAACCCUGCUGCAGAUGGGAGAGUUGAUUGACACAUCAAACCGUGUAUACGACCCCUCAGAGACCCGGAUCUUCGUCACGCAUGCGUCGCCUGCCCGUGAGGGUAUGCUGAACCAGCUGUCCGUCACCCUCAAGGCUGACUUCUCCAUCUCCGCCGGCCUGCACUUCCGCUAUGGGUCGUCCUACAACGAGUUCUCCGUGAACCCCUCGCUGGACCACUACCGAGGCAAGCUCGCCGCCUCGAAGGCUUCGUUCAAUGACGUAUGGGAGACUGUCCGGGGUGAGGUCGAGGCCGCCAUUUCGCAGAACGAGGCUCAGAAGACUCUGUUGGACAACGCUCUUGAGGUAGUGAACAGGAUGCCCACUGUCGCUAACGGUGGCAAUCCGUUUGGUGGACCCGCUGCCCCCGGCAAUGCCGCUGGCCAGGUCGACGAAAGCGCCUUUAAGAACAUGUGGAACUUCAACUUGGCGGAUGCGGCGUUUGGCUUCCUGGUUCUUGAGAUUGAGGCGGGCCGCAUCGCGACUGAAAUGCGCGCUCAAGGAUUCAACUUCGCCCACCGUACCGGCAAGCCCCAGCCUGCUGCCCCGGCCCAGCCCGCUCCAGUGCCCACGGCUCCCCCCGUCAACAUUCCCUCCCCUCGUGUUCCCGGUGCUGCUCCCCAGUUCGGUCAAGCUCAGCCUGUUGCUCCCCGCACGGCUCUUCCCCAACAGCAGCAACCUUCGGCACAGCAGCCUGCGCAGGCCAAGGCCCCCGCUGCCGCUCCCGCUCGCACAUCCCCCGUUCCCGUGAUCCCGAAGCCUGCCACCCCGCAGCCCGCUAACGCCCCUGCUGCGCAGCCUGCCGCGGCGUCCCCGGAGAGAACCACAGCCACCGAGCCCAACGGUACCGCCCAACAUGAGAAGGUAUCCGAGUCGCCUCUGCCUAAGGUUGAGAAGAAGCAGAGCAAUGCGCUGUUCCUCUCGAACGUUGAAAAUGAACAGGCGGCGCGUGAUCUCUUCCACGAGGAGGACAAGGCCAAGAUUGUGCGGAUCGAGAAAUGGGGCAAGUACAACAAUCAUGUUGUCCACUUCUCGACCGUUGACGAGGCCAAGGCCGCUCUCGAUCGUCAGCCCGCAGAGCACAAGAAGCCCAGCCCAGCUGGUCAGCCCCGGAAGCCCAACGUCAAGUUCUUUGAGGAUCGGGGCGGUCAUCGCGGCAACGCCGGUACUUGGCAGGGUAGCAACCGUGGUGGCAACACGUCCCAACGCGGCUACCAGAGCGGAGGUGCCAGUGACAGCGAGACUAACCGGGGUCGUGGAUUCCGUGGCCGUGGUGGUGGGCGCGGCGACCGCGGGUCUCGUGGCGGACGAGGUGGUCGCGGUGGCUUCAACAAGGGAGCCCCGACUUCUGACUCGGGCCCUGGUGACAAGCCAGCUGCCACUGGAGGCGAUGCUUGA